AUGAAGAUGGCACUGAGCACUGUGACAACAUUCCUGCUGGCUCGCGCAUCAUCGGCAUUAAUGCGAUUCGAAAGGCCUUUACAACCUCAGACUGCUGCACCACACUAUGCAGCCGCGCCACACUAUGCAGCCGCGGUCGCGGAACCAGAGCUCGUAAAAGAAGCUGAUAUUGAUGAGUCGUUGUUCGUCGACGAGGCGGCCGCGCUCGCGCGGAGCACCUUUCCGCUCUCGGCCGACGAGAUGAUCACGCUCUCCAAACGAUUCAUCUCGAGCCGCGGCGGCCUGGGUGCGGACCCCGCGCUGCUGGCCGAGAGUUUUGUUUUUGAGGGCCCCGUCGUCGGUCCGCUCGACAAGCAGGCUUUUGUGGAUGCGAUCGGCUCCGUCGAUUUUGACAAGGCCUUCCCCGACUUUCAGGGCGAGUUCUACGGCUUCCAUGUCGAUCCCUUCGAUUUAAACAGAGUGUGGUACACGGCGCGCGGGCGCGGCACGAACACGGGUCCGCUGCCGCCGUUCGCGCCCCAGGCGACGGGCAAGCAGCUCGUGAACCCGCCGCAAGUCUGCUCGCUGACCUUCGACAAGUCCGGCCUCGUGACGCGCUACACGAUCGGCUACGUCGUCGACCGCCAGGUCGGCACGACGGGCGGCCUCGGCGGGCUCUACGGCGUCCUCUACGCGAUCGGGAGGCCACUGCCCUUUCCCGAGGCCCGGCCCUGGCGGAAGUCGCCCCAGUACGCGCUCUUCCAGGCCGUCGGGGGCGCGCUCCAGGCGCUCCUCGGCUAA
Pelagomonas calceolata is the source of this 780-nucleotide messenger RNA. NCBI's taxonomy places the organism in Eukaryota, Pelagophyceae, Pelagomonadales, Pelagomonadaceae. The record is from the annotation of a GenBank genome assembly.